Messenger RNA from Recurvomyces mirabilis, 1512 nucleotides. RefSeq lists its product as uncharacterized. Gene Ontology annotation, biological process: regulation of DNA-templated transcription. Gene Ontology annotation, cellular component: nucleus. The record is from RefSeq and is a predicted model, not a curated record. Lineage: Eukaryota; Fungi; Ascomycota; Dothideomycetes; Mycosphaerellales; Teratosphaeriaceae. The transcript has 2 exons. Gene Ontology annotation, molecular function: DNA-binding transcription factor activity, RNA polymerase II-specific; transcription cis-regulatory region binding. The coding region runs from base 1 to 1512 and encodes 503 amino acids.
AUGUCUCCUGAAGACCAGCGAGCAUUCAGCACACUUGGAGUCACUCUUGGCGAAGCUGAAGUGCUGCUGGACAGAUACAAGCGCCUGAUGGCAUCAUCUUUACCUUUCGUAUGUCUGGCGCCGGCAGUGACAGCACAGGAGCUGUGGAGCAAGCAGCCACUCUUACUCCAUGCCAUUGCCACGGUAACGUACUUUCACGACUUACCCAAGCAACAAUCCUUGGUCAAAGGCUUGAUGCGGGAUGUGACGGAGCGCAUACUCAUAAAUAACGAGAAACAUGUCGGGAUUGUGCAGGGACUGCUGGUCUUCGUUGCAUGGUACCACCCUCAUAUAUUCUGGGGUCAACAAGUCACCAAUCUGCUCCACCUCGCCAUUGCCAUGACGAUUGACUUAGGCAUCGAUCGUGCCCCGGGCCAGUGCCAGACGGAUUUUAAAGCAGCCACAACAAAAGCUUGGCAUGGACCUGGAAUGAUCUCCCGUGUCAUGACAAUGGAAGAGUACAGGGCGACAGCUGGAGUCUACUACUUGACGUCCAUGCUCGCUUCCUCCUUCAAAAAGAUCGAUGCCUUGCCAUAUACCAAGUUCAUGGACGAGUCAUUGCAGGUACUGGAAGAAACCCGAGAGUACGACAGUGACCUACUUCUCGUUCAGUUGGUCAGACUACAACACCUGGCCGAGGAUACGCAUACCGCCGAGACGCCCAACGCGCCAAUGCAGAUGUACGUGAAAGCGUUCGAGGCGGACCUGGCGCAGCUCCGCCAACGCGAUCCCAGUCCAGAUAGCACCAAUAUCCUACUCAAAAUGCAGUAUCUUACUGCUGAGAUCUUGGUCUGGGAGUUAAGCUUGAAUGAGCUGCAGGAAAGCUCAACUAAACCGUUACGAUCACAUAUCGAUGACUUAUAUCGCUGCAUUGAUGCGAUUAAGCGCUUUGCGGACGUCUACUUUUCGAUACCGUCGAACGACUAUCUGAUUCUCCCCUUCUCAGUCUUCGGUCAAUUUGCCCAUGCUUUCAUCGUCCUUACAAAGAUUGCUUCGCUGGAGAUAGAGGGCUGGGACAUCAAGACUCUCCAUCUAUCCUUGGAUUUCGCCCAAGUGAUCGAGCAGGCCGCUGUCCUUUUCGACGCUUCAUGCAAGUCUGCUCCGGAUGGCCAGCAAGUCAACAAUGAGUGUUUCGGCAAAUGGGCUCACCGCAUCAGAUGGAUGAAGCAGGUAUACGAGGCAAAGUUCAGUCCAUCGAAUAGCAACCUUGCUCUCGCUCUUCCGACUAUGCAGUCUACCGACCACAGGCAGCUGUACAAAGACGUGACACAAGAGGCUACAACUGGACAGCAUAAUCCUCAAAGUCAGCCUACGCCACAGCAGCCUACACCCCCCGACGAUAUACUGUCUGCGGACUUCUUCAACUAUCUUGACAACGACUUCUGGAACAGCUUUCCACCGGAGUAUGAUCUAGGCUUUCCGGACAUGUCACAGAAUGGUACAAGUCCAGGUUAUGGUGCUGUGGGAGGAUGA